Messenger RNA from Geodia barretti, 336 nucleotides. NCBI's taxonomy places the organism in Eukaryota, Metazoa, Porifera, Demospongiae, Tetractinellida, Geodiidae. The record is from the annotation of a GenBank genome assembly.
AUGACAAUGACGCGAGUUUUUGAUGGUAAGGCGGAAACCUACGACGCACUCCCCGAGUUCUACCGGUACGAGGACACAGGCUGCGAGGCCUCCGACGCCUGCCUGAACUGUCCCCUGCCCCAAUGCAAGUUUGAUGACCCGGGCUGGUACCAGCGAAACCGCCGGCUGGCGAAGGACUUCCAGGUGAUGUACGCCAUGGAACGGGAGAGGCUUUCGGUGGAAGAAGCGGCAGAGCGUUUCUCAGUGACGGUACGGACCAUUUUCCGAAUCCUGCAGCGCUGCCGCACCGCCAUUGCGGAGCCCGAGGGCCAAGAGAUGAGCGCCCUGGCGGCGUAG